Tripterygium wilfordii is the source of this 3555-nucleotide messenger RNA. Its product is annotated as probable serine/threonine-protein kinase At1g01540. The transcript is spliced from 3 exons. The coding region runs from base 2721 to 3191 and encodes 156 amino acids. Gene Ontology annotation, biological process: protein phosphorylation. Gene Ontology annotation, molecular function: protein kinase activity; ATP binding. NCBI's taxonomy places the organism in Eukaryota, Viridiplantae, Streptophyta, Magnoliopsida, Celastrales, Celastraceae. The record is from RefSeq and is a predicted model, not a curated record.
CCCUAUAUAAUUUUUUUAUUAUUUUUCUCUCUCUCCACAAUUUUCAUACUCGCGAAUCGAACCACCAAAACACUUCUUCUAUCAAGACUUCCAUCCCUCUCCUUCCAGAACAAUUCUUCUGUCGAGACUUCCAUCCCUCUCCUUCUGAAGAUGGAUUCACAAAAUAGUGCAUACUUCACUACUCUAUUAAGUCGAGGAUCAAGCACCGAUGAUCUCUUACUUACUCAAGAUUAUGGUGACCCUAAUGUCGAUAGUCCUAUCAUGACUCAUGUCACUAUUAACCCUUCCAACACUAGAAAGAGUAAAAGAGGAUCCAAUUUUGCAAUGGAGGAUGAUUUGAUGCUCAUUUCGGUGUACCUAAAUACAAGCUUAGAUGUGGUGCAAGGAAACCAACAAAAACUAGGAGCAUAUUGGGAUAGGAUCGAGAAAUAUUUCAAUGAAUAUAAGCAAGAACAUAACAUCUUCCGCACUAAAGGUUCACUACAGCAUCGGUGGGAUAAAAUACAUGGAGAAGUGAAUAAAUUCUGCGGACAUUAUGCAAAAAUUGAAGGAAGACAACGAAGUGGUGUUACCGAGCAAGACAAGGUAUGGAUAACUUAUAUGGUGCUAUUAUAUUAGUGGUAGGGAAACUAUGUGCAUGUGUAAAAUAUUUAUAUGGUGUAUGACACUGUGUGCAUGUGUAAAACAUUUGUGUGGCAGGUGAAACUGUGUACAUGUUUAAAAUGUUUAAGGGGUAGAGUGUAUAAAAUGUUUAAAUUAAUUAGAAAAUAUUUAUUUAGAAAUAUAUAUAUUAAUCGUAUUUUAAAAUUAAUGUAUAAAUGAAGACAAUAUUAAUAUUAGCCAAAAAUGUGUUACAUUUGUAAUAAUAAUUUAAAGUUGAAGAUAGUUAAAAGUAGUUGAAAGUAAUUAAUUAUGUUGAAAAAUAUUAAAAUAUUUGAGAUGAUGUUGAAAUAGGGGAUGUGGUUGGAGUGGUAUUAAAAUAGGAGUCUCCUAAAAUAGCUUUUUUUUGUUAAAAUGGGGGAAAUUGUGGGCCCAAAAUGAGGAUUUGGGUUGGACAUGCUCUAAGGGCAACUCCAACAAAGGUAUGAAAUGGGUACGCAUAUCCAUAACCGUUGAUAUGCAUACCCAUUUCCAUGAUUUUGUGAAGCCAAGAGAGGCUAUAAACGGGGUUGCAAAUUUGCGACCUCAAUUUCGGUUCCCGAAUUUACAUACUCGGAGAGGAGAGAGAAGGAGGUCGCAAACUAGACGUGGGAGAAACAACGACUAUCCAUAGAGACAAAGUCGUUGCAAACAAACUUGGAAGAGAGAGAAGGAGAUCGCACACAGAGUGGGUUCGCAGUUGAGGUCAUCGUCUUCCAUGGAUUGUCGAAGUGUUCUUAAAUCUAUGGUUCGGACUUCUUGUCUCAUCUUACUAUUGAAGUUUCACCUCUUUGAUGGAUUCUCGAAGGUUCUCAAAACUUCGUGUUAUCUGCACUUCAGUGUCCUAUUGGAUAUUGAACAAUGUUGAUGUUGGGCUUCAUUUGGACUUCCUCUAGAGUCAUGUCCGGGUUUGGGUCUAUCUCUUCCUAUUUGUUGUGUUUAGAUUAGUCAAGCCCAACUUUUAGUCAAAUAUUCAUGGGCUAAAUAAAUGGAAAUCCAUUUUGCAUUCUCAUUGUUGGAGUGGGCUAAAAUCAAAAUAUGUAUAUGGGUAUGCAUUGAACUAUUCAGGUAUGCAAAGUACAAUUUUGCAUUUCCUUGUUGGAGAUGCCCUAAUGUGAUGAAAUCUUUAUCUUCUAUUUUCUUUCCCAAAUCCCUCAUCCCUCGAUACAAAUGCACCUUAAACAUUGAGAAAGAUACAUUGGGUCGCUUCAUUUAGACUUCGCAGUUCCUCAAAUGCAGCCAGUCAUACAACAUGAGCAUUCUAGUCAUAUUGGUUGAAUAAAUUCUCACAUUCUUCCCAGCACAGAGUGCUAGAUUUAUGUGUAGAAAUUCAAUGCUCUUUAUCAUUUUUGACUUCCAUAGCCUGCCUCAUCCUUCACCAAAAGUCCUAAGCUUAUGAUGGAGUGCCAAAAUUUCUUACAUCAUGUUUUCUACCAUCAAGGUUUGGUAUAUAAAACUUGGAUUUGUCUAACCUUGUUUGAAGUAUUAAUCUUAUGUCUCACCACCCACUCCCAUGGAAGAAAACUUUUAUGCCUAUCAUGUGUUUGUGUUUGUGUUUUUGUUUCUAUUGCAUUUGGCCAAGGCGGCUGCCACCAACAUAAAUGCAGAUCAAGAUGGUCCUUUUGCAUUGAAAGCUCACAUGAUUCUUGAUCCUCUAAAUGCAGUAUAUCCUAACAAUUACUGCAUCCACGCUCAUCGUUAUAGCCAUUACUUUUGUUCUUUAGAUAUGUUCUUUAGAUAUCAAAAGAACAAAAGGAAUUUGCCAACAGCUGAUGAAGUUGUAUUACCUCUAAUUAUGUGAGAAGAACUUCCUACCAUGAAGUUGUGUGGACUACAGAUGGUUUCGAUGAAAGGAACCCAAUAGGCAGAGGAGUUAUGGUUCAGUUUACUAAGGAAUACUAGCAAAUGGGAUCUUUAACUUGUAACUCCAUAGAGCAUUUUCGUAGUUUUGAAUCUGAAUAUGAGGUAAUGAGCAAUAUUCGACAUUGAAACCUAGUAAAAAUCAUGAACUUCUGUUCAAAUUCAAAUGAUGAUUUCAAUGCCAUCUUACUAAAUUACAUGCCGAACGAAAGCUUGGAGAAAUGACUGCAUUUCGGGCAACUACUAUUUGGACAUUUUUAAAUAGAUUGAAAAUUGUGUUAGAUGUUGCUUCAGCACUAGAGUAUCUUCAUUAUGGUUAUUCAACCACAAUUAUGCACUGUGACAUUAAACCAAGCAAUGUGUUGUUGAAUGAAAGUAUGGUUGCGCAUUUAAGUGACUUUGGCAUCGCCAAGCUUUUAGGGGAAGGGCAAUCUUUGAUGCUGACCCAAAUCCUCACGAUAAUUGGGUAUAUGGCACCAGACUAUGGGAGUGAAGGAAAAAGAUCCAGAAAAGGUGAUGUUUACAGCUUUGGAAUCCUGCUGAUGGAAACAUCUACUAGGAAGAAGCCAAUGGAUGAAAUAUUUUCAUGGGGGCAUGAGCUCAAAGCAGUUGGUUGGCGAUUUGAUAUCGUUGAAGUUGUGGAUUCCAAUUUACUACAACAAAAAGAAAUGCAUUUUGCUGAGAUGGAGUAAUGUGUUUCAUCAAUCUUGAGUUUGGCUUUUAAGAUGAACAUUAUUUGCAUCCCAUUUUUUACUAAGUACCCCCCACUCUAGUGUGUUUUUAAAGGAUUAAUGGGGUAUACUUAGUAACAAACAGGGUGCAAAUAAUGUUCAUCGCUUUUAAUUACGCAACUGAUAGGAUCAAUAUGAAAGAGUUAGCAAGCAGACUAGAGAAAAUAAAAUCUGCCGGCUUGCAAGUAUUGAUCCUAUCAAGUUUUAUUGUCAUUUUUAUUUUUCUUCUUGCUUUGGAGUGGAAUAAUAUUAUAUGAACAAGUCUAUAAAUAUUUUUUUACUAUAACGGCAAAAGAAAUGCAGUGUUUUGCUCUGCUCUUGAUAU